AUUCCAGCACAGUUCGAAUUCAGCAUUAAAGUCUCUCAUCCAUUUCCCUAUUGUUUCUGCUGCCCACUAAACAACACCAAUCCUAAUUUACUCCUCUCCUGCAUCUUCCAGCACCGCAAGACAAUGAUACCACAUGCUUUCUUUCAUGAUUUCGCACAUACCACCAUAAAUAACAGAUAAUAUCCUAUGCAUUCGUUCAUAGACGUGCCCCCUUAAGUUUCUAUAUCUCCACGGAUUUUCUGGUCUCCACUUAGUCUUGGGUGACGAAAGGCCGGCGGUUUCCAUUUUUUCUCCUUCUCUCUUUCUUUUCGUCGAAUAUCUCAUGGGUUAAGUUGUCUUGCUUGUAAGGGUUCUUACUUCUACAGCAAAUACUCUCUUUUUUGGAGCAACUAUUUUUUUCCAUUUGGGUUGGGGUUGCGCGUGUUUGUUUUCACAUUAUGAAGGUUUCUGGGCUCUGGGUUUCGUACUUAGUGGUUGGGACAGCUUUAAUGUUCCUUAACUUCUCUUGCGCUACAACCACCUUGUCAAUUUCUGAUGUGGUCGUCACCGACAGAAGCAGUAGAGUGAUAACGCCAGCAACAAACAGGAAGCUGAAGGAAAUCGGUGAUGCUGGCAACUUGAAUCUAGAUGAUUACCAUCCUAUUGAUCCUGUUCCAAGUUCAAAAGCUUCCAUAAAACCAGGACCUAUCGAGCAUGGGACUCCUCUGAAUCCAUUUAUUCCGAAGCGCCCUCCACCACCAUCAAGUCCUGCUCCUCCCAACAAGGUCGGCAACUUUAACUAGCUUACAACCGUUGCAUUACUCAAACUGGAUGUAUGCUAAUAACACGAAGAAUUUAGCUACUUAGUGUGAAUCUGGUGCUUUUAUCAGCUUGUUUUAUUGUAUAGUCUGCAUUAGCCAGCUUAAGUUAUCCAUCCUCUGUAUCGUUUGAAUGUGUUUGUAAUCAAUGUUUAAAGUGAAUGAAUUUGCUAUCCCUGAAAGAAUAUUAGCUUAUGAUU
Manihot esculenta (cassava) is the source of this 997-nucleotide messenger RNA. RefSeq lists its product as uncharacterized. The coding region runs from base 438 to 782 and encodes 114 amino acids. The transcript is spliced from 3 exons. The record is from RefSeq and is a predicted model, not a curated record. Lineage: Eukaryota; Viridiplantae; Streptophyta; Magnoliopsida; Malpighiales; Euphorbiaceae.